AUGAUACUCAAAGCCAAGCACGACCAGGAGAAACUCAAGGAGAAAAAGGAACCUCAAUCUUCAAAGAAGGGAAAGCAGGCUAUUGAGGAACAAUCACAAACCUCUAAGAAGGAGGAGAAACCAUACACUCCUGCCAUUCCAUAUCCUCAAAGGUUCAACAGAGAGCUUAAAGACCAACAGUUCCCCAAGUUUCUAGAAGUUUUUAAGAAACUGGAAAUUAAUAUUCCACUCGCUGAAGCUUUAGAAAAAAUACCUCUAUAUGCAAAGUUCUUAAAGGAGCUUAUCAACAAGAAGAGGAGCUGGAAUGAGAAGAAAACGGUGAUCUUGACCCAAGAAUGCAGUGCUGUCAUCCAAAGAGGUCUUCCACUAAAGCUCAAAGAUCCAGGAAGCUUCAUCCUAUCUUACACUAUAGGCAACAGAACAUUGGACAAAGCCCUCUGUGAUCUAGGAGCCAGCAUCAAUUUGAUGCCUCUCUCAUUAAUGAAGCAGCUUGCAAUAGAGAAACUCAGGCCAACUAGAUUGUCACUUCAAAUGGCUGACAGAUCUCUCAAAAUACCAAAUGGAGUCGUGGAGAAUUUAUUAGUGAAAGUAGGAGAAUUCAUAUUUUCUACUGACUUUGUCAUUUUAGACAUGGAGGAAGAAUGA
Molecule: messenger RNA, 645 nt
Organism: Arachis ipaensis
Lineage: Eukaryota; Viridiplantae; Streptophyta; Magnoliopsida; Fabales; Fabaceae
Source: RefSeq, a predicted model, not a curated record